AUGCCCCGCUUUAAUCGACGGGAGCAGCUCCCGCUCCAUAUCAAGCGCGCUAUUUGCGGGCACCACGUCGACAACCCCCGCCUGCGUCAUGUUGACCUGGCGAGGUGGUGUUACUCGCAGUACGGAUUGCGUCCGGGUCGCUCCACUGUCGGCCGCAUAUUGAAGAGCGCCGAGCGAUGGGCUGUCACGGCAACCGGCGACAACCAAGUGCGCCGUCGAGGUGGCGCAUGGCCUGAGCUGGAGCAGGCCAUGGCGCGGUGGAUCGCAAACGAAGGUCCCGCUGGCGUGCCUCUGACGCUGCAGACCAUCCGCGACCAUGUCGCGACGAUGGCCCGGAACAUGGGCAUUUCGCCCACAUUCCGCUGCUCCAUCGGCUGGGUGCGCCGUGCUUUGAGGCGCCAGGGAGUGAGGUGCCGUGCAGCACAAGGCGAGGCGGCUAGCGCGGACAUGGCCGCCGUGCGCCACGCACGUGAGAAGCUGCCACAACUCCUCACGUAUCUCGGUGUCACCCCGCGGGACACUUUCAACCUCGAUGAGACGGCGCCCUGGCUGUCAGUUCUCCCUCGGCGCACUUACAGCAACGGCCGCAUUCCCGGUCGCGAAGUAUCGAAGGAGCGGCUCACCGUGGCAUUCCUCGUCAAUGUUGACGGGAGCCACGUAUUCCGACCGCUCGUGAUCAGUAAGGCGAAGCGGCCGCAUGACUUCCGCCCGGAUUAUGACCCUGAAUCCCUUUGCUACUGGCGGCACAACGCGAAAGGCUGGAAGACCUCGCCGAUCCUCACAGUGCUGCCCGACAACGCGAGCAGCCACAUGCUUCGCUCUGAGCUCGCAUGGAGCGAGCUCGUCUGCGGGAUGCGGACGACCUGCACGAGCAACGUGCGGCUCGUCUUCCUGCCGCCGAAUACCACCGCAUUUACGCAGCCGCUCGAUCAGGGCAUCAUAGCCAUCGCAAAGGCCCGCUACCGACAGCAUUGGCUGCGGGCCUUCUCGGCUUUGUGGAACGGCGACGGCGCGACUUCCACCGUCGCGCGUUUCCGCCCGAACUUGCGCGAUAACCUCGCGUGGCUGUCGGACGCGUGGACCUCCAUCGGCGCGCGCACCAUUCAACGGAGCUGGUGGCGCACGGGGUGUCUGCCGCUCUCGUGGUCCCUGGAGCUGACGCAUGUACACGACGAUGAGCCCACCCCCGCCGUCUACCCCGACAUCGAGCUCGACGACGACAUCGACGAUGUCGGGACGCUUAUUAGCGGGCUCGCCCUCGGGAAUGCGGCGAUGACGGCCGCAGAGUACGUCGCCAUCGUCGACAGCGAGCCAACGUACGCCGAGGGCGCUACGGGACAGCCCACGAUUGAGCCGGAGGCGGGCCUGGAGGUGGAGCUCUGGCACGCGCUGACGACCAUGCAAGCCGUCUACGACGACGCCGACCCCGGUUAG
Messenger RNA from Closterium sp. NIES-65, 1434 nucleotides. NCBI's taxonomy places the organism in Eukaryota, Viridiplantae, Streptophyta, Zygnematophyceae, Desmidiales, Closteriaceae. The record is from the annotation of a GenBank genome assembly.